AAUAAUCCCUUAUCACUUCUCCUCUGCUAUCUUUCAUCUUCCAAUUCCCUCCCUUCACUGCCCCCUGCCCCUCUUCUUCAGACGAGGAGUCAGGGUGUUGUGCUAGUUUAGCCGAAGAAAUGGCUUUUCGGACUGCACAUAUUUCUCUUACUGUGGCAGCAUUUGGAGUUCUAGCCUUCAUAUUUGGAGUAGUUGCUGAAAAUAAAAAGCCAGCAUCUGGAACUCCAAUUACUGGAAAAGGUGUUGUUAUUUGCAAGUAUCCUUCUGAUCCAACCGUUGCUUUGGGGAGCUUAUCUAUUGUAGCUCUCUUUCUGUCAGCUUGUUUUGGAUUUUUCUCCGUAUUUUACCCCUACAAAGGAAAAUCUAUUCCAAAUGAGGCUUUGUUCCGGAGCACUACAUUGGUUGUGUUCUUCAUAGUUGCGUUGGGUGUGUCUGUGCUUGCGGAGGGGAUGAUGUUGUGGGCAACAAUUACUGAAGGCCUUCACAUUACUCGCAAUGUUCAUCACAACCUCAAUUAUGAAUGUCCCACGGCCAAGACAGGUCUUUUUGGUGGUGCUGCCUUUCUGGCCCUUGAUGCUUCAUUAUUCUGGUUGAUUUGCCAAAUGUUGACACUCAAUGCCAGAACUGACUACCUAGAAGAAGAUGACCCUAAAGGUGAAUACGGCCAGGUCCUUGUGAGCGAAUAUGAUGCAAGGGCCAAGCCCUAAAACUCGUAGGACAAAACAACAUAAUAAAAAAUUUGCUGCUUUGGUUCAUCAUUUAAGGAGUCAUCGUUUUCCAUAUUCCGUCUUUACUGUAAAUAUGGAUGUCAUUCUGGAUCUCUUGCUCCAUUUGUUUCUGAUAUAUCUAGGCACCAAGAGUAAAGAAGCUGUGGUCAGAUUUCAGACUUUUUAAUGCUAAAGUUAAAUACUAGACAAGAAA
Messenger RNA from Telopea speciosissima, 921 nucleotides. RefSeq lists its product as uncharacterized. NCBI's taxonomy places the organism in Eukaryota, Viridiplantae, Streptophyta, Magnoliopsida, Proteales, Proteaceae. The coding region runs from base 120 to 707 and encodes 195 amino acids. The record is from RefSeq and is a predicted model, not a curated record. The transcript has 4 exons.